Ochlerotatus camptorhynchus is the source of this 1176-nucleotide messenger RNA. RefSeq lists its product as uncharacterized. Gene Ontology annotation, cellular component: mitochondrial nucleoid. Bases 61 to 1110 code for a protein of 349 amino acids. NCBI's taxonomy places the organism in Eukaryota, Metazoa, Arthropoda, Insecta, Diptera, Culicidae. The record is from RefSeq and is a predicted model, not a curated record. Gene Ontology annotation, molecular function: DNA polymerase processivity factor activity. Gene Ontology annotation, biological process: transcription elongation by mitochondrial RNA polymerase; mitochondrial transcription. The transcript has 2 exons.
UUGUAAUCAUUUUGGUUUUCUAAUUUUGCUGAAAAGUUUUGGUCAAAGUUUAGAAUUUUCAUGAUAUCAUUGCGGGUUUUUUUCGGCGUUGUGCCGAGAAGUGGUUUAAGUUUAACUCAUCUACGACGGUUCAACGUUAAAAGUACACCACGGCUUGGAUUUCCGUGCGCGUAUUCCGAUGAAGAGACCCGCAAAAUACUUAGCACCCUAAAUGAGGAAGAUGUGGAUCAGCUUUACAAAUACAACAUAUCCAAGUAUCGUUUGAAGAAAAUCGAAGGCUGGCGUAAAAAGUUUGGGGCAUUCAUGUCGCUUGAUCAAGUACUGGAGCUGGAUGGAUUUGGAAUAACCGUACUACGUAAGUUCUAUGAUUCUAUUGUUGAGAGCCCACAAACUACAGAAGUUGACGCACAGAAAGCGAUAAAAAAAGAUGUUAAAAUAACCACACCAAACUUCCCGGUCAAUGUUAUCCCAAAAGUUCAGAGCUGCGUUUCGCUGUACGUGGGACUGGACUUUGUAACAUGGGCAAAAUUUAAAGUAGUAAAGGAUGAACCGACAAUCCUGACUGGGUGGAGUAGUUUCGAAAUACACGACCGUAAAUUGCACGUGAGCGAACUGAUUCGCAACGUAAUUCAAAUCAAUCAGUUGAUACCGGAAGCUGAUGUGUACGUUGUGGAAAACCCAGCCUUGGCUCAAGCUGUGGCCAUGGGAAGUGCAGCUCAAACAAAUAUCAAUGUUCAAAAGUCUCAACUUAUCGCAAUGAUCAUGCUUAUGCUGUCUAAUCGAGUCCCAGAACAUGCUGAGAUUUUUCCGAAUGUCUACUUCCUGAAGCAGUACACUUCUGCAAGGUUAUUCGGGAUUUUCAUCGGUAAUGAACGUGUAUCAGCUGACAGUGUUGUCCGAUCAUUGAUGGAACGACAGAUAGGACCCAACGAAGAAAGUGUCGAACACGUUCAGUCAAAAAUAGUAAUACCUUCUGGUUUAAAAGUGGUGUAUGAAGAGAAUGACAGUACAGAACGCGAGUUUUUAGGUCAGUCAAUGUUGCUCGGAUUAACUUUCUUAAGGCUAUGCGUUUUUAAAUGCGAGGACAGUCUGAACAUUUUUCGGCGAUGAUCCUCGGCGGGUGUGUAAUACAGUAUAAUAGUUAAAAAAGAUAAUGUAUUGUUUGUUGGAAUGUUA